Molecule: messenger RNA, 1002 nt
Organism: Dentiscutata erythropus
Lineage: Eukaryota; Fungi; Glomeromycota; Glomeromycetes; Diversisporales; Gigasporaceae
Source: the annotation of a GenBank genome assembly
AUGGACACACCAAGACGUAAAAGUAGGAAACCUAACAAAUAUUUAGACGAAAUUGGUGUUGUUGGAAGAAAAACUGGUAUAACAAUUUCGGGGGAGGUGACGAAAAAUGCUGAUGGCCUCGAGGAUCUGGAUGCUUUUUUCAACGCAGCAAAUAGUUUAAAAACUACAAACGUGGACGAAGCAACAAAUAGUAAUAGUUUAACAACUAUAAAUGUGGACGAGGCUACAAAUGUGGACGAAGUUACAAACGUAGACGAAGCUACAAACGUGGACGAAGUAGCAAAUAGUAAUAGUUUAACAACUACAAAUGUGGACGAAGUAUCAAUGUCCCUUGUUACAGAUGAGUCGCCACAGGAAACAACAACACUUUCUAAUAAGAGGGAUGAUAGUAGAGUUGUACUGUAUAGGCGUCGUGCCGUAGAAAGCCCCAAGAUGGCAUUUAAUCUUGGCAACUUUGGAGAGGAUAACACCGAUGAGGAACGAGAACCAAGCCAAGAUCGAGAAGUAAAUAAUCGAAAAAAUAAAAAGAAAGCAAAGAAUGUAGAGGAUUUGAGUGAUAACAAAGGAAGAAAGUGUCAUAAAGUCAUUCGCAUUCCCCGGCCAGAUGAUAAUGAAUCAGGUGUUGGACGAAAUACAAAGAGGCGAAAGCGGAACGGUAAAAAUACUACUCUUAAGAAAGGUGAAACGGAUGAUGACAUCGAUGAAGUGGCGUCUGCUGAAGGGUUUACUAUUGACUGGGAAACUAAUGAAAAAGUUACACGGCGUUUGAUAUAUACCCUCUCAAUGUAUCAAACUGAAACUAUCGAUAAUGAUGGAUGUAAGUUCCAAAAAACCUUUUCGGAAGGUGAUUUCUUUUCGGCAGGAUUGAUCGAUAUACCCAAAGGACGCAAAAAAUCAGGAAGGAAUUCCAACGAAAGCGCAAUGGGGAUCUGUAACGUUUCAUCUCGAUACGCAAAUGUUUACAGUCAAAGAAGGAGCUCAAUUUUUUGUCCCGCGAGGUAG